This is a messenger RNA of Amphimedon queenslandica, 719 nucleotides long. Its product is annotated as lysophospholipid acyltransferase 5-like. Gene Ontology annotation, molecular function: lysophospholipid acyltransferase activity; 1-acylglycerophosphocholine O-acyltransferase activity. NCBI's taxonomy places the organism in Eukaryota, Metazoa, Porifera, Demospongiae, Haplosclerida, Niphatidae. The transcript has 9 exons. Gene Ontology annotation, biological process: lipid modification; phosphatidylcholine biosynthetic process. The coding region runs from base 8 to 613 and encodes 201 amino acids. Gene Ontology annotation, cellular component: membrane. The record is from RefSeq and is a predicted model, not a curated record.
ACUCAACAUGGUGGUAGAGAUCAUUGCUGAAGUUUUAAGCAUUUCAGAGCCAGCAGCACGCUUUAUCUUUGGACUCUUAUUAACUUACCCGCAGGCAUUUAUUUAUCGUCCACUCAUAAUACCCUAUUAUUUGUGCUGCUGGUGGGUUUGCUUUGCUACAGUAUGUUUUCGGCUUGUCUGCUUCUUUGCAUUUUAUGUUGAUGUCAUUCUCGUCUAUUGUGUUUUUUUAUUAUUUGGAAAAGGGAAAGUCUCUCUAUUACUUACAUGGAUUAUUACUAUGGGUCACUUGACGUUUGGUUAUGUGAUUGUUAUAAGUUCUAAUCAAGUACAUCCUAUAUUCUGGACCAUACUUCAUUGUGUACUAGUCCUGAAGUUAAUAGGUUUAGCUCAUGAUUUGUAUGAUGGCACAAAAUCAAAGUCUUUACUGAGUGAUGAACAGAAGGAAAGGUGCUUGGCUGAGCUGCCAUCCUUUAUUGAGUAUUUUGGUUAUAGUUAUUUCUUUGCAAACAUAUUAUCAGGACCUCAGAUAAGCUAUAUAAGAUACAAGCAUUUCAUAUCAAGUAUAUUAUUUGAUUUUAAAACUACUCCAUCAAGUCUAUUGCCUGGCCUAUAGCGUCUACUUCUUGGUAUACUGACAACUGUUAUCUAUUCACAGUUUAAUAAAUAUUUUCCAUUGAGUGGAAUAUUAUCAGAAGAGUAUCAGGUAAUAAUAAUAAUGU